GGCUCAGCGAGGCCGCGCCGCGCCCCAACGCCUCCCUGCGCGGGCGAGCCGGGGUCAGCGGGGCCCGGGGCCGAGGCCGGGGCCGGUCCCCCCGCGCUACCGCACACACCUGAGCUUCGCGCCGUGCUCCUCCGGCUGGCACCGCUGCACGGGAGAAGGAGGGCACGUCCCGAAACCGCCUGGCCCAGCCCCGGCCCCCAGCCCUGGUACCCGGCCCCGGUACCCGGCCCCAGUCCCAAUCCCAGCCCCGGUACCCGGCCCCAGGUCCCAGCCCCAGCCCCGGUACCCGGCCCCGGUACCCGGCCCCAGGUUUCGGCCCCAGCCCCGGUACCCGGCCCCAGUCCCCGGCCCCAGCCCCGACCCCAGCCCCGGUAUCCGGCCCCAGUCGCGGCUCCCGGCCCCGGUCCCAGUCCCGGUACUCGGCCCCAGGUCCCGGCCCCGGUACGUACGCAGCCCAGCGACGGGCGGGCGCUGAGCUCCCCCGUCCACACCUCCAGCGCAUCGGUCACGCUGCAGAGAGAGCGGCUCAGGCUGCGCCGGGGCCCCUCAGCCUCCGCGCGGCCCCGGCCCCAGUCCCGCUCCCGGCCCCUCACUCACUAGACGCUGCCGCCGGGCCGGCAGUAACACAAGUACCGGCACGACCCGGCCUGCAGUCGGUGGAAGGGCCCGGCCGCCUCCGCCAUGGCGGCCGCGCCGGAAGAGGCGGGCGAGAUCGUGUGGGCCCUACCCGGCAGCGCAGCCGCCAGCCCGGCCAUGGUGACGCUGGGGCUGCGGCGGGUGGAGGACGAGGUGGCCGCCAAGCACCCGGCGCUGCAGCAGUACGCGGCCUGCCAGUCCCACGCCUUCCUGAAGGGCAUCGGCACCUUCCUGGCAGGCAGUGGGGCCGCCUUCGCCGUGCAGAAGCUGGUGAACCGGAAGGUGCCGUACAGCCUCCAGUGGAGCCUGCUGCUGGCCGGCGCUGCAGGGUCCCUCACCAGCUAUGUGGUAACCAGAGCUGAGACGCAGAAAUGCUCCGACUUCUGGAUUUACCUGGAGACAGGCAAGUCCCCACAAGAGCUUGCCAUGGCUGGUGGGGUGUCUCAGCCUGCAGAAGAUCUGCCUAGUCCAGAGGACAGAGGGAAAGCAGCACUCCCAGUGAGGAGGAACAAGUAUGGGGACAUUGUGGAGUAGCCGGUAGAGCUCAGAGUACCACGCCUGUGUCCUGCUUCAGCCCUUCCUGCCCUCCCUGCCUGCUGCGCCUGUGCUGCUUGCAAGACUGGUGGGUCUGUGGCACUGCCCUGCACCUCAGAUGGGUUGAUCCUGCAAUGAGAGAGUGGUGGAAGCACCACAGGGAUUGCUGCCUCCCAGGUGGCCUCUGAACAUCACUUGUCCGGGGUUCAAUAAAAGUCGAGAGCUGAAAGC
Messenger RNA from Strigops habroptila (Kakapo), 1401 nucleotides. It is a transcript of the gene TMEM141, whose product is annotated as transmembrane protein 141. The transcript has 5 exons. The coding region runs from base 682 to 1170 and encodes 162 amino acids. The record is from RefSeq and is a predicted model, not a curated record. Lineage: Eukaryota; Metazoa; Chordata; Aves; Psittaciformes; Psittacidae.